UGAAAAAUGGGAAUGUUUAAAAAGAUUUCGACAUUUUUUAAAAAUAAAUCUGAGAAAGUUACAAUUCUUGUCAUUGGCUUAAACAAUAGUGGCAAAUCAACAAUAAUAAACCACUUUAAGUCGCCGCAUGAGCAAGCUGCAAUUACAGUUCCAACAGUGGGAUUUACAUUAGAACAAAUAAGAAGUGAAGGCGUUUUAUUUACAAUGGUAGAUACAUCUGGUGCAUGGCGUUAUAGAAGCCUAUGGGAGCAUCAUUUUAAAAAUUGUCAUGGUAUUAUAUACGUUAUUGACUCAAGCGAUCGCAUGAGAUUGGUUGUGGUGCGAGACGAACUAGACACGCUUCUGCAACAUCCCGAUCUAGUAAAUAGAAGUAUACCCAUACUUUUAUAUAAUAAUAAAGUGGACUGCGAAGAUUCUUUGUCUAGUGUAAAAAUAGCAGCAGCAUUGGGCUUACACAAUAUUGUGGAUAAGCCUUGGCAUAUAACACCAAGCAAUGCAGUGACAGGCGAAGGCCUAGAAGAUGGUGUUCAUUGGUUAGUGCAACAAAUUAAAUCGAUGAAUUCUAAUAAUAAAAAGCUUAAGCGUUGAUUUAAUUGUAACAAUUAUUCUCUAGUAAUAUAAUAAUGGUGAUAAUAUAAAAAAAUAUAUUUUUAAAGUUAAAGCUUAAA
Messenger RNA from Bactrocera latifrons, 668 nucleotides. It is a transcript of the gene Arl6, whose product is annotated as ADP-ribosylation factor-like protein 6. Gene Ontology annotation, cellular component: axoneme; cytoplasm. The coding region runs from base 7 to 588 and encodes 193 amino acids. The transcript has 4 exons. Gene Ontology annotation, biological process: intracellular protein transport; protein localization to cilium; vesicle-mediated transport. The record is from RefSeq and is a predicted model, not a curated record. Lineage: Eukaryota; Metazoa; Arthropoda; Insecta; Diptera; Tephritidae. Gene Ontology annotation, molecular function: GTP binding; GTPase activity.